AUGAUCGACUUCAGGCUUCUCAUACACCACACACAUAUCCUCCAUUGUAUCUACAAAGAGAAGAUUGAAAAGCUUUCAAAGAGUGAUCGAGAUUCAGGAAUGGAGGGGAGAGGAAAAAUCUCACUAGUGGAGUGGUUUUUCUACAGCGAGUGCCUGAAAAAUCACGCCGUCAAGCUAGGAACGACCGCAACGGAUGGGUGUGGCGAACGAAGGCAACGACAACCAACAGAGAGAAGAGCAGGAGGUGCCACCGGUGAGGCGGCGGCGGUGCAAUCUGAUGACGGCGAGAUAGGACAGCAGCAGAAGCUGCAGGAUGAGCAGACGGCAACAGCGGUGAUUGUGGCAUUGGCGCCACAGAAUACGGUGGCACCUGCGGUGAAUGUGGAGAAUCUUACUGCGGGGGAGGUGGUGGAAGAUUUGGAUGGGAGGAAGGCAAGGACAACGUUCAACAACGAGCAGAAAGAGAGAAUGCGUGUUUUUGCUGAAGAUCUGGAGUGGAAGAUGGUGAAAAACAGAAUUGAUGAAAUUGAUCGUUUCUGCAAUGAAAUCGGGGUGUCCAGGCAGAAUUUCAAGAUAUGGAUGCACAACCACAAGAACACCUCUGCUUCCUCUGUAUUGGCUUCCAUGGCUCAUCAUGUGUAG
This is a messenger RNA of Telopea speciosissima, 642 nucleotides long. RefSeq names its product zinc-finger homeodomain protein 11-like. Gene Ontology annotation, cellular component: nucleus. Gene Ontology annotation, molecular function: DNA-binding transcription factor activity; transcription cis-regulatory region binding. The coding region runs from base 1 to 642 and encodes 213 amino acids. NCBI's taxonomy places the organism in Eukaryota, Viridiplantae, Streptophyta, Magnoliopsida, Proteales, Proteaceae. Gene Ontology annotation, biological process: regulation of DNA-templated transcription; regulation of developmental process. The transcript is spliced from 2 exons. The record is from RefSeq and is a predicted model, not a curated record.